UCUAGAUAAAGACAUAGAUCUAGUUGUGUAACAAGUUUUUACUAACUUUUCUAUCUAUCUUUGAAGUCAAGUUUGAAAUCGAUUUUCCAAAGAAAAGCCAUGUCAUGUGAAGAGAUGCAAAAGGAGGAGCUGGAAGUACUGGAGUCUAUCUAUGAUGGUGAUGAGGCGUACAAGCAAAUCAGUGAUACUGUCUUCCAGUAUAAGUACGGCGAGGAUGGCAGCAACAAGUCUUUUUUGGUGGAAGUUGCCUGGCCUAGCGACUACCCCGAGGUUCUUCCUGAGAUCAACUUGGAUGUUUUCUACAACAAACACGUAAUCCCAGAAGUGAAGGAAGCUUUGAAGAAUGGAAUGACUGAACAGGCCAAUGACCUCUUGGGCAUGUCGAUGACCUUUUCGUUGUUUGAGUGGGUCAAGGACAACCUGGACGACAUGUUGAGUAUCCAGCCGGAGACACCGGUCGCACAGCCCGUGGUGAGCGCGCCUUCCCCCGAGGAGCCGAGCGACGGCGGCAGGAAAGAGGUGGCCAAGGAGAAGAAGGAGCAGCUGACCAAGGCUCAGAAGCGUCGCAUAUUCGACCGGUUCGGCGCCAACGCCGACAAGCCUCGCGGCUGGGACUGGGUGGACAUCAUCAAACAUCUGGCUCAGACGGGCGGUCAGAAAACUGUCGAGAGUUAGCUCGGAUAGCGUGUGAUUGAGCGAGAGAAAGAGAACGACGAAGAAAUGAAUAAAUGAAGAAGGAUUGUUUGCUGAAAAUUCACUAUGAAAAGUCA
Molecule: messenger RNA, 770 nt
Organism: Aplysia californica (California sea hare)
Lineage: Eukaryota; Metazoa; Mollusca; Gastropoda; Aplysiida; Aplysiidae
Product: RWD domain-containing protein 4
Exons: 6
Coding region: 100-675 (191 amino acids)
Molecular function (GO): protein binding
Source: RefSeq, a predicted model, not a curated record